AUAUAGAGAAAAUAAAAUCAAAUAAAAUAAAAAUAGAAUACAAAAUAUGAGAUAAGUAUACAGAUGACGAGAAUUGAAGUAUCACAAGUUGCAUAGCUAAGUUUUACCUCGUCUCUGUAAAGAGAAAGAAAGAGAGGUUCGAGUUCAAGAACAGGAAAGGGAGCGGGUGGAGAAAGGGCGGGGAUAGAGGGAUCAUAAAAGCGGUCAUGCAACGCGGGAAUGGUGACGAAAACUAUAUGCUCACUGUUGCGUCGCUACACGAUUUUUAUACGGUUCUCGAACAAGGUCAUGCGCGCGAGUGGAAUGACCGUGAUUUAAACCCGUGAAUUACAGCGCCCGCGUGCGUGCGUGCGUGCACGCGCACGCGUACGUGUCCGCGCCCGGUUCGACCGGGCGGGCGAGCGAGCGAGCGGCGACAGCGAGGGAAGGAAACCCGUUCGUUGUCUUUUCUUCCGAUCCGACAAAUGCCAGCUGCCCUCCGGUCCGCUUCGGUACGAUUCGCCACGCGGACCUUCUGCGCUACGAACGUGAUCACCUCUGGGCGUCCCACGAGUGACCCUAAGGUGUAAUUCGUCACAAGAUGGCGUCCAAUGAAGACGGCGAUCUGAUUGAUCUUGGAAACGAUGUAUGUGUAUCGCGGGUCACUGUGGAUGAUGCGACGCCCGAAGAACAAGAGCAUCUGUUAGACGUGUGUCCUCCGAAACUGGAGCAGAAACUCUCCCUCACCAGGCAGCAAGAGCGGGUGCUGAACAGCACCGAUAAUGGUGAUAUCCUGGUGACCUUGGGUCACGAUCAAGUGGUACCUAUUCGCAAAAGGAUCGACGUGGUCUCAUCGGACACGAUCAAGCGGGUACGUGAUAUUACUAGGAAUCUAGAACCUGUGAUACACAGGACCUGUUCGGGCAUUAACGAAGAAACUCAGCAGGACACGGUGGAUCACGCGACGAAAUCGAGCUGCGAAAGAACGAGGGAAGCUUCGACGUUGAGGCAUGAGGAUGAAACAUAUGAGACGCGGGAGAUAAACAAUGCUUUUGAUUUCCUCACCGAGCACGACGACAACGAAGACCAAGUGGAGACGAGCUGCUCCGACCGCGCGAGGAACGAGAACAUCGACCCGCAUCGCAUGAUAUCUCCCGUGAGUCUCUUGAUCGGAGGGGAAGAAGACAGGGUCAAUUACCCCUUUGAGUCGUCGUCCAGGAUCUCGAAUGAGGAAGCGAACGGUAGAAGCGACGUGGAGGAGACGAAAGCCGUCACGCCAAGUGAGUACGAUGCUCAGCCGGACGAUUCGGUCUACGAAUCCCCGCCGAAUUCAAACAAGUUUCGCGAGGAUAACUCGCCCAAAGACAGAUCCGUUUCUAUCGAUUCGGAAUCUCGCACGAGAGUCGUUCUCAAGAGACGCGGAGAGGAAAAUGUUGCCUUCAAGCGCGGAAGCAAAAGGCGUUCCUUUCAAGAGCUUCAUCAUAAAUCGUGGACAGAAGGGGCAAACCUAAACCCGGCUUUUACCAAUGGGCUUCCUGGUAUCGAUAGAUCCACCAGUCUCAAGGAAUACCGCUGCGGACCGUCGAUUUCCAAUUGUGGAACGUCCAGCUUUCUCACGAGACAACCGCCGGAAGUAGAAUCAGCGAUGAAACCAAGCGAGGACGUUUGCUCGGAAGGUUCCGAGGUGGAUUGGUCGUGGCUCGAAGAAGUGGAGUACUUGCGGGCCGCGGAGUCGCUCGCGACCGCCGGUGAACGUGAACGUGGUGAACAGGGUGGGAGGGUGAGCGCCGUCCCCACCAACGGGAGUGCGGGGCGCAGGCGCGCCUCCGAGCAUCGCGGAACGGCGAUGGGCCGCAGUGUCGCGAUGUCCGUCACCGCGACGGCAAAGUCCCUAGCAGGUGGUGGCUCGCGGUGGCCACCCUCCAGUGGCGCGCUUCUCCUCGAUCGUCAAAACAACAAUAGCAACAAUCGUCGUAAUAGUGGAAGGCACCGUCAGUAUCGUAACGGUAAUAAUAACAAUAACGACGACGACGAUGACGAAGCCGCGGCCGCUCGCUGUAACGCUACGAACGAGGCGGUCGAUCGCGAAAAUCGCGACGGGCUAGUCAAUCAAUUCGAUUCGUUGUAA
This is a messenger RNA of Trachymyrmex cornetzi, 2107 nucleotides long. RefSeq names its product transcription initiation factor TFIID subunit 1-like. NCBI's taxonomy places the organism in Eukaryota, Metazoa, Arthropoda, Insecta, Hymenoptera, Formicidae. The record is from RefSeq and is a predicted model, not a curated record. Bases 581 to 2107 code for a protein of 508 amino acids. The transcript is spliced from 4 exons.